AAAACUUUAAAUAUUUCCGUUUUUUCCCCAAAUUAAAAUCUUUCUUUAAUAAAUAAUUGUCUUUUACAUGCAUAAAAACAACACAACUCAUUUAUCGAAAGUAUAAAAAUAAGACCUGACAGUCGACUUGAAUAAUUUUUUCUAUUCUUGUUUUUAAGUUCUUCUUUUUUUGAGUGGUUUUUUUCUCAAAAAAAAAGAGUCUUUCACUAAUCAACGUUCUUGAUUAUGGCUAAUACCGUAUGUCAAAUUAAAAUAGUUAGUGUGAAUUCAACUAAUGUACAAGAGGAUAAUACAUCAAAACUUGUAUCAGCCAAUUUAAAUUGUAAAGACAACUUGUCAAAAAUUCGUGAUAAACUCGAAAAAAAUAGUGAAAUCAAAAUGAACGAUACAUUUUCAUUUGCAAAGAUAAUCAACAAUAAUAGUAGUACUAGUGGAAGUUUGUUAGCCGUAAUAGCGAGAGAAGAUGAAGAAACGAUAACUUUAGAAAAUAUUAUAAACAAAGAGAGUAAUAUUUUAUAUUUAAAAUCAGAACCCGAUUGGAGGUUUUUUAAAGACAAGCUUAAACUGGAAUAUGGACGUAGCGUAACUCUAGAAAAAGCGAAUAAUAGAGCAUUCAAGAUAGUGGAUUGCGAAAUGAAUAAAAUUGUUGAUGGAUAUGAAAAUAGUACAAUUCAAAUUGAUUCGGAAGAAAAUAAGAUUAUAAAAAAUGAUUUUCUUUUAAUUGCAGAUAUUGAUAUACCAAAUUUUACAAAAUUGGGAGUAUCGAUAAGAAAUUCAAAUAUCAAAAAUUCUAAUGUUGCAUCUAAUUUAACUUAUAAUAUUAUUGAACAGAAAAAAAUGUCUUUAAAAUUUAAAUUAGAACCAACUACUGAGUUUAUUGAAGCAGUAAAGAAUGUUAUAGAUUCUAAAGAUCCAAGAAAAUUUAAAGAUAUCAUAAAUGAUUUUGGUCAAUUUAUUCCAAAUGAAGUUAUUUUAGGUGGAAGAACUUAUUUUAUUGCAAGAGAAAAUUCUGAAGAGAAUUUUGGUAAAUAUGUUAAAAAUACAGGUUAUCAGGCUUCAAAUAUUAAAACUAAAAAAAAAUCAUCAAAAUCAUUAAGCAAAAAUAAUUCUUCAAAAUAUCAAAGUUUUAGAUUAUAUGGAGGGAAAGAAGUUUGUUCCAAUAACUUUAAUGAAACGGAUUGGGUUGAAUCCUUAAAAGAUUUUAAUAAUUGGAGUUGCAUAAAAUUUAAAGAUCCGGUUAAUAUUUUUCAACUUUUAUCUAAAGAUUUACGUAAACAAAUUUUAUUAUUAGUUGGAAAAAAAAUCCUUUAUACAAAUACUGAAGAUUACAAUUAUCACUUAUCUGAACCUGAAAAAUACUAUCAUACUUUUAAAUUGAACAUUCCAGAAAAUCUAUUAGAAAUUCUUCAAAAUAAAGAUGCUGAAUGUAGUAUCUUUGCAACAGUUAUUGAUAAAAAAGAAAAAGAUAUUUUUAACUGUCAAAUCGUUUGGCCAUCAAAUGAAGAUCCAAAACUUAUCAUUCAUUGUUUUCAAAACAAAUUUAGAAGGCGUCAAUGUAAAUUGAAAAUCAUGUGGAUGAUCGUUGGUUAUGAUAUAAAUUUUGAUUAUAAUCAUUCAGAUUUUAAUAUUAAAUUGGAAGUUCUAAAGAAUAAUUUUAAUGGAUCAAAUUGCCAAGCUAUUGCUGAAUCAUUGGAUUUGGAAUAUAAUCCAUCAAUCCUUUGUUUUGGAACUUCAAUAUUAAGUGAAUUAGAUUCUUCAAACAAUUCUCAAGCUAUUGGACACUAUUUUUUUAAUGAUAGAGGAAAUAAAAAAAUUGGGUCAUAUUUAUUUUCUUAUUGUUUAGAAAAUAAUCAUUUUGUCAACUUACCCAAUAAUUUUGAAUUCCAUACUCUCAUUAUUUUAAACUAUCUUGAUUCUGAUAAUUAUGGAAUUUUACCUUUCCAACAUAUGAGUAAGAUAAGAAAAAUGUUUAAUUUUAUUAAGCUUAAUUCAUUAAAAUCAACAACACCAAAAUUUAUUAGUUUAUAUUCUACAGAAAACAAUUUUGUUCCGAUUUUCUUAAAACAAAAAACCCGUGAAAUUAAAAUCAAAUAUAUUAAUAUUAAUUAUUGUAAUCAAGAUAAUUGUAUUUGUAAUAUUUGUGAGAACAAAAAAAAAUUCAAGAAAUUAGAAAAUAAUUUAAAAUAUGCAUUCUUUGAUCCAAAAAGGAUUUAAAAAAGUGAAUUGUAA
Messenger RNA from Rhizophagus irregularis DAOM 181602=DAOM 197198, 2229 nucleotides. RefSeq lists its product as uncharacterized. NCBI's taxonomy places the organism in Eukaryota, Fungi, Glomeromycota, Glomeromycetes, Glomerales, Glomeraceae. The record is from RefSeq and is a predicted model, not a curated record.